Molecule: messenger RNA, 2061 nt
Organism: Talaromyces proteolyticus
Lineage: Eukaryota; Fungi; Ascomycota; Eurotiomycetes; Eurotiales; Trichocomaceae
Exons: 2
Coding region: 157-1821 (554 amino acids)
Molecular function (GO): protein binding
Source: RefSeq, a predicted model, not a curated record
CAUCAGUAAGUAAUAAUUAGUACUCCCACAGAAUACUCAGGACACCAGGAACUCGGUUGACGGAUCCCCUCAUCGCUUUGCUUUCUUUCUUUCUUGUAUUUUGCUUCUGUCGUCUGCCAAUUUCCCACCCGGCGCGCCUGUUUAUAGCCCUUAGGGAUGUCAAAACGAAGGGGCAGUGAUGACCCAACGAGCCGCCCGUCCAAACGUCAGCGCCAGAAUGCCACCCCCCAAGGAGAUUACCUAUCGACAUUGAGCGAUGAGAUCUUGCUCGAAAUAUUAUCAUUUUUACCAAUAAAUUCCCUCGUUGUCUGUCAAAGACUUUCAAAACGAUUCCAUGGACUUGCUGGCGACUCGGAAUUGUGGAAGCAAAAGUACUAUGCAAGAUGGGUGCUACCAAGGUCACUUCGUGCGCUUCAGUUGAAACAUUCAAAAUCGACAUCAGGGAAUGUUUAUGUGCCCAGGAUCUCGAAAUGGCCGGGUCACGACCAUCUUGCCACAGCUGAUAAUCGGCCACAUUGGAAAACCCAAUAUCGAUUGAGACAUAACUGGUCAAAGGGAACAUGUACAUUUGGGGUACUUGAAGUAUCGCGGCCACCACUGCCUCAAAUACUUAUGAAACUGUAUUCUGGUGUGGUUGUUACUGCCGAUAAGGAACACGGGUUACGCGCUUGGUCCACUAGAGCUUCCAAGAAGCAACUGACUGCCCUGUCCUUUCUCAGCGCAGAUGAUAAGCCUACCGCACUAUUCAUGGCUCGGGGAUCUUCCAAGUCGAGUAUCGAGGUUACGGUUGGGUUUGAAGAUGGCCAUUUUGAUCUUUACGAUCUAAAUGUCACCCUUGCGAAAUUCGUACUGAGGUUUUCACAAGUUCCAUCUACUACCGGCUCAUCUAUCACUUCCAUAGCCUCGUCGCACCCGUAUAUACUUACAAUAUCACAGCACAGAGUCUUCUCCCUGUACAAACUUCAACAUCAGACUAUUCGACAGAAACAAAACACCAUCGUCACACCCAGUCUCCUAGCUUCUUUAGAGUCAAACAACAUGUUUUCGCCCAUGUCAUUGUCUUUAAGGUGCUUGGCAUCGGAAGUGAUAGCAUCAAUAGCAUACAGUUUCUUCCACAUCAGCAGUGGUUGGACUGUUGGCAUUCAAGAGCUCCGUUUCAACCAAGACGGUGAGCGUAUUGGGUCUCGUUUAGCCAGCACAGUGGCUUUUCAACCAGAAGAAAACAACAGGACCGGCCCUAUUGAUGCGCUGACCUUCGAUACUAGGGACACCGGCAACGCUCUAAUUGCCUCCCCUCACAGUCAUUCGAUACAAUAUCCAGAGGCUCCCACAUCCCUAUCCUAUUCACAUCCUUAUCUGCUGACUUCACACAAUGACAAUACAUUAACGAUGUAUCUUGUUGCUUCCUCUUCCGAAAAGCUGUCAAUUCGGGCUGGUCGCCGUCUUUGGGGCCACACAUCUUCAGUAUCGAGUGUGCAGGUGGGGGAUCGGGGCAAGGCAGUGUCCAUAAGUCCCCGUGGGAACGAGAUUCGUAUUUGGGAACUCGAAACGGCAGUUUCUCCUCGGUUCAAUCCUUGCCCGAGCAUGAAGGGGGAGUCAAGUGUGCGGAUCAGCUCCGAAAAGCCUACUGCUGAGGCUGCCGUUUCUGUAGAAACCACUUCCGGGGCAAUACAUUGGGGUCGUGACACCGUUCAGACAGAACCCGAGGCAAUGUUAUCAACGAGGGCUGAGGGCUGUGUGACCUUUGACGAGGAGCAAGUGGUUGUGUUACGCGAAAGAGGCUGCAGGGCGCAGCUUCUCGAGUGCUAUGACUUUACAUGACGAUUUACAUGAUACUCAAAUCUAUUCAAUUUACUAGUUUAUAAAUAGUUAGAUAUUAGUCUCAGCACUCGAGUUGGUUUUUCUCAGUUUGCGAUGGUGCAGACUACUAUAUCCAACUGAUUCGUCAUCAUCGCGAUCUAGAUGAGAUAACCACCAAGUCGGCCAGAGAUAUGGCUACACGGGGAUAGAAUUAGAAAAAUCGUAGUGACCAGUGCUGUUGAAACAUUAGACAAUGACACG